AUUUACGAAAUGGGCGAACAAAUUGAAACACGAUUAGUGCGUGCUCUCGAAAAUAAUUAUUUUGUAGUGAAUAAUAACCACAUACAAAUAAUUUGAAGUAACCGAAUAAUGAUGGAGGACGGAGAAAAUGAAGAGUUUUUAGAGAAUGUUGAUAUUAACGAUGACGUGGUAACUUUAAGAGAUCUAUUUGAAAGGCGAAAAAUAUUGUUGCGAAAAAAGAAGGAAAUAUUGAAUAAACAAUAUUAUGCAAAUAAACUUGCUGCAGAAAAUCAGCAACAAGAACUAGUUUCCGUUCCUUUAUCAGGGGAAUUAGAGCAAGAACCUCCGAACCAAAAUUUGACAUCCGAAUUGACUACGCUUACAACAAUAUUGGAUACUACUUCAACACAGAAUAGAGAUGAGAAUAUUACUUCUAUUGAUGUAAACAUUAAUAUAGUGGAGCCUAAUAAAAAUGACCUUGAAUUUUCGUCCGAUGAUUCAGUCACUGAUCCUUCAUUUGUCGCCCUCUCAGACAUAACAAAUUUAAAGCCACUAUCACCAGCAAAUACGGAGUGGUUUCCCGAAAGGGAAAUAGAAAAUACGGCGAAGAAAAAUGGAAGAAAGCGGAAAGGGAAUCCUAAUAACUGGAAAAGAAUAAUAAAUAAGCGGCAAAGGAUGAUGGGCGAGGAAUACAUUGGAUUUAAAAAAGAUGGCACUAAAUUCGUUCAAAAUGAUCCUAAACCCGCCAGAAUAAUGGGUCCAAUAUGUAUGUCGAAGAGAUGUUUCAGUGGUAAAGCUAUGUAUUGCCCAAAGCUAACAGAAGAAGUGCGGUCAGAAAUUUUUAAAACCUAUUGGAAAAUGAGUUUGCAUGAAAAGAAAAUGUAUAUAGCUUCAAUGGUGGAUAAGACACCUACAACUAGAAAAACUAAGAACUCAAAUUCAAGGCGCAGUGACACCAAAGUUUACUAUUUAAAAGUAAACGAUAAAAAGGAAAGAGUUUGCUUAAAAACAUUUUUGGAAACAUUGGGCAUAAAAGAAUGGACAGUUCGAUAUUGGCUAGGAGAGAAGACGACUAUCGACAAUGAAUCUGAACCAAGUGCUGUAGUAGCCACAGAAACAAAAAAAGAAUCAGCCAGAAAAUACUUGAUGGCGCUACCGAAACUACCGUCUCAUUACUGUAGACAAUCUACUUCAAAGCUUUAUUUAGAACCCAUCAUACAAACAAAAUCACAAUUGUAUCGUCUAUAUGUAGACUACUCAGUUUCGCGAAAUGAACCUGUGGCCUCUAGGAAGGUAUUUGAAGGGGUUUUAUUCGAAGAGAACAUCAGUCUAUAUCAACCAAAGAAAGACGCAUGCGACCAGUGCUGCGCUCACAAAGCAGGUAACAUGUCAGAUGAGCAGUAUAUAAAACAUAUUGAGCUAAAAGACUUAGCUAGAAUUGAAAAAACCCUUGACAAAGAAGCAGCACGGAAAGGGACGAUACAUGCAUUAACAGCAGAUCUUCAAGCAGUCAAAUUGUGUCCUUCACUCAACGCCAGUGCACUAUAUUUUAAGACAAAACUUGCCGUCCACAACUUUACAAUUUACAACCUGGGAACUAAUGGAGUCGCGUGUUACUGGUUCGACGAGACGGCAUGCGACUUAAAAGCUACUACAUACGCAUCAUUUCUUGUAGAUUAUUUAACUAAAUUACUGGAAAAUGAUCCAAAGGAUGUAGUAUUGUUCACAGAUGGCUGCACAGCCCAGAAUAGAAAUAAUAUUGUGUCGAAUGCGUUGUUGCGUUUGGCCAUGGCCAAGAACAUAGUUAUAACUCAAAAAUACUUGGAAAAGGGCCACACUCAGAUGGAAGUCGAUUCGGUGCACUCGGUGAUCGAAAGAAAAUUGAAAAAUCGAGAAAUAUUUCUACCCUCACAAUACGCAACAAUCACGAAGGAGGCCAGAAAAGUGCCGAGUCCUUACCAGGUUAUUACUCCUGAUCAUACAUUUUUUUAAAACUUUGCUCAUAAAGAUCACCUCAUUUAUGAUUCAAUAAGACCUGGUCGUGGGGCGGGUGAUCGUGUCGUCAUGGACAUAAGGGCCCUAAGAUACAGUCCUAGUGGGACAAUUGAUUUUAAACUCCACUUUGUAGACGAUUUUGUUCCUUUACCUAGGAGACCAAAAAAGAUAUUAUCUGACUCUUUAAUUGAUUGCGUAGGUCCAUUGUAUGAAUCCAGACAACCAAUAUCCAAAACAAAGUAUGAUCACCUACAGGAAUUGAAGAGUGUCAUACCUAAAGACUGUCAUAGUUUUUACGAUAAUUUACCUUUUAAAUAAUAUUCCUAAUAACCAAGAUCUUAAAUGCUGUGAUUAUUAAUCGUUUUAAUGAGAAUUUAAGAACUAAGAUAAUAGAAGUACUUCUACGUCUAAGAUAAUAAGAAUAUAAGAGCAUCCAGGUGUAAUGAUUGCCAUAUUUAAUUGUUAAAGCUUUUAAUAAAAAAAAUCGUAUUCGUCCAAGAAACUAAUUAACAAAGAUUGAAAUGCUGGGAUUUUAGAAGAUCGAGGAGGCUGAUUAGUUUAUUAUUCUUAAUUAAGUGAACGUAAUUGUUUUAUUGUAAUUAGAGAAAUUCAGGGAUUGUGUGAUUAAAUUGAUAUCUAGAGUAAGAGUUAUUGUUUUUUUUUUCUAAGAAGAUGUAUAAUUUUGUAUGUUUUUUUCUACUAUAAUAUAUCAUAAUAAAUUCAAAUUAAUAAUAU
Messenger RNA from Parnassius mnemosyne (clouded apollo), 2709 nucleotides. The record is from the annotation of a GenBank genome assembly. Lineage: Eukaryota; Metazoa; Arthropoda; Insecta; Lepidoptera; Papilionidae.